Sarcophilus harrisii (Tasmanian devil) is the source of this 4495-nucleotide messenger RNA. RefSeq names its product ATP/GTP binding protein like 2 (gene AGBL2). The record is from RefSeq and is a predicted model, not a curated record. Gene Ontology annotation, biological process: proteolysis. Lineage: Eukaryota; Metazoa; Chordata; Mammalia; Dasyuromorphia; Dasyuridae. Gene Ontology annotation, molecular function: zinc ion binding; metallocarboxypeptidase activity.
AGGCGCCCUUACGUUCCCCCAGCAAUAGCGCUCGCGUCCCACGCGUUGCGCUUCCGGGUUCGCCGCGCCGUUGCUAGGCGACCCUGGGUGUUCGUUCGCGGGUCAGCGCUGAGCUCCGGAAGCUUCUCGUGCCAGGUGCGGAGCCCGGGGUCUCCUGCACGAAGCCCUCGCAGAGCCUUGGCCGCCCAACAGUUAGGGCUGCAAGGGGGCUUAGAGAGCAUCUUAGUCUGGCCUCCCCACCCCCAUCUACAGAUGGGGAGGCGGAGGCCCAGGGACUUGCCCGAGGUUACACAGGUAGUAAGUGGUGGCAGAGUCGGCGUUGGGUCCCAAUCCCUGGCGUUGGGGGAGGUCGGAAGGGCCCCCAGCUCCUUCGGCAGCUCUCCGGGGUCUGUCCUGAUCCCAGUUCCGACCUGACUCCCCGUCCCCUCCCCCCUGGGCCCCGGCGGUUUGUGAGGGGGGAAGUGGGGCUCUGGGACCCCGCCCCCAGCCGCCUUCGGGGGAGGGGGUGUAGGGGAGGCACCGCGCGUGUUUCUAACCUCGGGGCGGGGGCGUAGAAGGGGGGGGGGGUCGCGUCGUCACGUGGUGGCCUUGCAGCUUUUUCCAAAGCGAGGAGCUGCGCGGGCCAAGCUCGUCCUGUGAAGCGGGUCCCCGGGCAGGAGCCGUCGGAGCUCCGGGCGCCGGAGGGACAUGCAUCCAAUGUUUGCGGCCGAGCUGAAGCAGAACUUCAAAGAUCCCUACGAUGCCUUUAUGAACCAUCACCUUCAGUAUUAUGGAUACUUCAAAGCUCAGGGUGAUGGUUUGCCAAAUGCUGCUAAACAUCAGGAUCCUUGGGAGAGGCAUCCUCAAUACCUGUUCAAGGGGAAUUUCCGGAAAAGAAGUGAUUUGAAUCAGGAUACUUUGCAAGAGGAGAAGCUAAUAUGGAAUUCAUGUGCCUCCCCUUCCUCCGGGCUUCUGUCCCAAAUGGAGACAACCAAUACAUGGUUCUUCAAAUCUGGAUCAUCUUCAUUUUCCCAAGACAGUUCCCUUUUAUUGGAAACACCUCUGUUUAAGAGCAACCAACUGCUCUUUGAUGAAUUUGGUGAAGGAAACCCACGCCUUCGAGAACCCCGGAAUCUCUUUGCUUUCUUCUCUAACGAUGGGUUUCUGCAGGCUCCCCGAUGGCCCAUAGAAUGCGAAGUCAUCAAGGAAAACAUUCAUCAUAUCGAAUGGGUCCCACCCAAGCCUGAGUAUUUCUAUCAUCCUACAGGAAAUGAGAAGGUACCGGAAAUUGUUGGAGAGGGAAAAGGCACAGUGGUCUAUCACAUCGAAUCAGGGGUCAGAACUCGCCAAGAUCGUUUCAGUCACAGAGAAGCCAAGAACUAUGUCAGCAGAGGAAGUACCCAUCCUGACAAAAUCACAGCUCCUUGGAGUUUGGCCAGAGGCCAUGGCCAGGAUAAUGGUCCCCACAAGUAUUUGUGCCCAGAAGAUGAUACCCUGCUGUUUGAGUCGAGAUUUGAGAGUGGGAAUUUGCAGAAAGCUGUGAGAGUAAACACCUAUGAUUAUGAACUCACUCUUCGAACCGAUCUCUACACUAACAAGCACACUCAGUGGUUUUAUUUCCGAGUCCAGAACACCAGGAAGGAGAUCACCUAUCGCUUCACCAUCGUCAAUCUGCUAAAACCCAAGAGCCUCUACACCAUAGGGAUGAAGCCGCUCCUGUACUCCGAGGUGGACGCCCGCACCCAGAACAUGGGCUGGAGGCGAGCGGGGGACGAGAUCAAGUACUACCGGAAAGCUGCUGAGGAGGGACAGCCAACCUUCUAUUGCCUCACCUGGACAGUCCGCUUCCCACACGACCAGGACACCUGCUACUUUGCUCACUUCUACCCCUACACAUAUACAGAUUUGCAGUAUUACUUGCUGACGGUGACCAACAAUCCCAUCCAGUCCCAGUUCUGCAAGCUCAGAACUCUGUGCAGAAGCCUGGCGGGCAACACUGUCUACCUGCUCACCAUCACCAACCCAUCCAAGACUUUGGAAAUGGCCGCAGCAAAGAAAGCAGUUAUUCUGAGUGCCCGAGUUCACCCCGGGGAGAGCAACGGCUCCUGGAUGAUGAAAGGAUUCCUGGACUUCAUCCUCGGAGACUCUCCUGAUGCCCACCUCCUCAGGGACCUCUUCAUUUUUAAGGUGGUUCCCAUGCUAAAUCCAGAUGGGGUGAUUGUGGGAAAUUACCGCUGUUCGCUGGCGGGCAGAGACCUGAACAGGCACUACAAGACCAUCCUGAAAGACUCCUUCCCCUGCAUUUGGUACACCAGGAAUAUGAUCAAGAGAGUCCUUGAAGAACGGGAGGUCCUGCUGUAUUGUGAUUUCCAUGGGCACAGUCGCAAGAACAACAUCUUCCUGUACGGCUGUAACAGCACCAGCCGCAAACAAUGGCUUCAUGAGCGAGUCUUCCCUUUAAUGCUGAGCAAAAAUGCCCCAGAUAAGUUUUCCUUCCGGAGUUGUAAUUUUAAAGUCCACAAGUGCAAAGAAGGGACUGGACGGGUUGUGAUGUGGCGGAUGGGAAUCCUGAACAGCUACACUAUGGAGUCUACGUUUGGAGGGUCAACAUUAGGCAAGAAAAGGGAUACUCAUUUUAACACUGAGGACCUGAAAUCCCUUGGUUAUCAUGUCUGUGAUACUCUUCUUGAUUUCUGUGAUCCUGAUCGCACUAAGUUCCAGCAGUGUCUAACAGAGCUUAAAGAUGAAAUCUUUAAGAAAUUCUCAGAACUUGGACAACAAAUGGACUUGGAUGGCAACUGGAGCGACAUUUCCUUGUCUGACAUUGAAUCUAGUACAAGUGGUUCAGACAGCUCCCUCUCCGAUGGGCCUCCUAUUCAUUUAUUGGAUAUGACAGAAAAGCUUGAAAUGAAGAAAAAGCAAAAGAAGAAAAAGAAGCCUCUGGAGACGAAGAAGCAAAGAAAUGAGCUGCACCAGAAGCACAGGGCAAUCCAGGAGAGUAAGCUAGCUGAUGAUAGCCAGGAAAAAACAGAAUUUACUGCCAUGCUGAAAAAACCGCCAGGCUUUCUCAAAGGUCCAGAAGCCCGAGUGAAAAAUGAGAACUCAAAGUUUAACGAGAGCAAGAAACCAGGUUUUAAAAUUCCAGAACCUCGGAAGAAGGGCCCAACCAGCACUCACGAAGUCACUUCAGUAGCAUAUCCGUGGAAGGAAAAGAUGGGCAGGUACCAAAACUGUCUAUUAACGAAGCAAGACAUCAACCAUCAUCAGCUGGCACUCGUCACGUCGGUGCCUCCAGAAAGAAGCAAGACUCCUGUAGCAAUUAAGCAGUACUCGCCUCCAGGCUUUCUGCAGCUGAGCCAGGAGGGCUGUGAGAAACAGGCGGCUUUGCGUAAUCUGAUUCAGCAAGGGAAGUGGAUACCAUCACAAACUUCAUCUAUAACACCCAGGUCGCUGUGCUGGAUUCCAAAAGUCACGUCGAUGUCCAUGUUGCUGGACAAAACUUUCUCUCUGACCCCUAAGCUCCCUGUAAAAAGGAAACGGAAGAAAAACAAAUGGAAACUUCCUGGAAGGCCUAACCUGACCAAGAAAGAUCAGCACACUCUUCUUGGAGAAAGGGGAAAGCUUAGCAAAAAGAAAACAUGGCUUCAAACCUUCACUGAUAUCCAAAAAAGAAUUCAAAAGGACAAUGAAUUCCUUGAAUAUCAUUAACUUCUCAUAAGAUUCUAACUUCUCAGAAUUAAGACUCUCACUGACGGCACGGCAAAAGGAUGCCUUCCGAAGGAAUGCUUCAGUCCACAAGCUUACGAACAUCGGCAAGGCAAAUUACAAAGGACAGAAAGAGCAAGGCAAAUUUCACUUGCCACCACUGCUGCUUGGACUAACUCAAAAUGAAAAAUCACAGGCAACUUUUCUCACUUGAUACCAGGCUAACGUAAAGCAAAAAGGAUCCAAUUUGUAAUCUUCUCUAAUGCUGGAAUUUUUCUGAAACUCAAGAUUCUGGGUGGAGAAGGCGGCAGGAUGGGGAAGAGACUUCUCUGCAAGAAUCUCUAGGAUUGAUCCAAACAAAUGUCACUUAAUUUUGUGUUUUGCUUUUUUUUUUUCCUCUAUUUUUCAUAACAUUCUCAUCUCCAAUGUCUGUGUCUUUUCCCCCAAAGUGAGGGUUUGGGGCACAGGACUUUUCUCAAGAGCCUUCAUGAGGACCUUCAUCUUUCCAACUAAGCAAACAAGGAUCUUUUGAAAGUGGAAUCUGAUGUCACAACUUUGACUCCACAUUAACCCUUGCUGUUCUCUGUAUUUCCAAGCAAAUCCAAUUCCCACCACAAAUUCUGCUUGAAGACGACCAAGAAAGUCAUUUCCAUUUGAUGAUCCAUCAUUUAUAUUUUUGACAAACACUGUUUCCCCCAGGAAAUGUAUUUUUCUUAUCACACUGCAUUUUCCUGUUAAAUGCGGCUGAUUCUUUCGGGCAGUAAGCCAUCUCUGUCCUUUUUCCUUAAUAAAGUCCUGUUUUGCUUCUAAA